AUAAACACAAAAAGUGUUGUACAAUAUCAAUAAAGUCCCGCUUUUCAGACAUUUGAAAAAAAUACACAUAUAUUCUCAAAUUUCUAAAUAUGUCAAACCUUUUUUAGCGACUUCUACUAUUUCGUUCUGAUGGGACAAAUUUUCAUCGGAAUUUCGGAAGGAAUAUCAUACGUCAUUCCGCCAAUUUUGGCAGCAAACUGGUUUUCUGAAAAAGAAGUCGGGACGUCAAUUGCGAUCGAAUUCAGUGCAAUUCAUGCUGGUCAAAUGUUAUCAUCUCUGCUAUAUCCUUUGCUAUUGAAUGACGUACUGGACAGUUCGAAAGGAAGGUUUGAUUCUGACAAAGUUCGAAAUGUUUUUGCAAUGAGUUUUGGAAUUAUUUCAUCGUUUUUGAUAAUUUGCGUCAUAUUUGUCUGCUCAUAUGCCAAAAAUCACCCACCAAGUCCGCCAAGUGCAUCUCAAGAAAAAAUUUUGAACGAAAUAAAUCAAAAAAGGACUGUAUUGAGUAUGGAAAACAUUCUCGAGAGCCUGAAGAAAACUGCAUCACAUUACCGAAAUAUUAACUUUGUUUUGAUAACAAUUAUAGUGUCUCUUGACACAUCUUAUUUUGCAAUGACAAAAGUUCUCGUCACAUCGUUACUGAUGAAAACGUUUCCAGAUGUUCCAGAGACACUCCCAGGAACCAUUAGAAUUGUAGGCAACAUGCUUGCUGUUUUCUUCUCCGUAGCAGCUGGGCCGCUAAUGGAUAGAUUUGGACGUUACAAGUUAUUUAGUGCUUUGCCUAUUGCUGGACUUAUACCAAGCUGCAUUUCUAUAUUACUUGCACAUCAUUACAAGUGCCUGAAAGCGCUCACAUUUUUGUAUCCGUUAACGAUGGGACUGCGUGGAUUUUCGGAAGUAACUCUUGUGGAAUAUUUAACAGAGGUUACCUAUCCUGCAGAAAAAGUCACAUUGAUGUGUGCUCAUUACAUACCUAUGCUCGUGUUCCAGAGUAUUUUCAUUAUGGUGGAAAGAGUUUUGAUGGAGAGUUUUAAUGAGACUAUUGCAAUAAUGGUACCUCUAACUGCUUCUGUGGUUUCCCUCCCUAUGCUUAUGGCAGUAACCUCAGUAUACCACCGGUCGAACGUGAACAGUUAUGAAAAGACUCCUCUCCAAACCAAGCAGACAAAUAAGAGAUGUAUUAAAUAAUGAUGAUUAUACAUAGAGUAAGUCACUAAUAUAGUGGACUGCCCGGCUAAUUAUGAUUUUGUUUGAUGCCUAUUUAGCUUUGCUAAUAGUUUAAUACUUCCUGCAUUGAACUAGUGAUUAUUAAACUCUAGUUUGUGAAUCUGUCUUGCAUUUUGAUUGUUUUUGUGAAGUAUUCUCUGUGAUUUUACUGUAUUUAAUUGUAUCUUAGUUAUGUAAGAGUCUCAUUUGGAUGAAAAUGUUUGUAUUGUAUUGUAGGGUUCAGUACUGUUUGUACCGUUCA
This is a messenger RNA of Styela clava, 1465 nucleotides long. Its product is annotated as putative MFS-type transporter C09D4.1. Lineage: Eukaryota; Metazoa; Chordata; Ascidiacea; Stolidobranchia; Styelidae. Gene Ontology annotation, biological process: heme export; transmembrane transport. The record is from RefSeq and is a predicted model, not a curated record. Gene Ontology annotation, cellular component: membrane. Gene Ontology annotation, molecular function: heme transmembrane transporter activity; heme binding.